CCCGAGGGCGGCGGCGGUAGCGUGGUGGUCGGGGUGGCGGAGGUGAGAAGCUGGCGUUGCUGCUGCCUCGGCAGCACCUGUUGGUGCCGGAGCCUCGUGCUGGUGUGCGCUCUGGCCGCCCUGUGCUUUGCUUCCCUGGCCCUGGUCCGCCGCUACCUGCAGCAUCUCCUGCUCUGGGUGGAAAGCCUCGACUCUCUGUUCGGCGUCUUGCUCUUCGUCGUGGGCUUCAUCGUUGUCUCGUUUCCCUGCGGCUGGGGCUACAUCGUGCUCAACGUGGCCGCUGGCUACCUGUAUGGCUUCGUGCUGGGCAUGGGUCUCAUGGUGGUGGGCGUCCUCAUCGGCACCUUCAUCGCCCAUGUGGUCUGCAAGCGGCUUCUCACUGCCUGGGUGGCCGCCAGGAUCCAGAGCAGCGACAAGCUGAGCGCCGUCAUUCGCGUCGUGGAGGGAGGAAGCGGCCUGAAGGUGGUGGCUCUGGCCAGACUGACCCCCAUACCUUUUGGGCUUCAGAAUGCAGUGUUUUCGAUUACCGAUCUCUCAUUACCCAACUAUCUGAUGGCAUCUUCGGUUGGACUGCUUCCUACUCAGCUUCUGAAUUCUUACUUGGGUACCACCCUGCGGACAAUGGAAGAUGUCAUUGCGGAACAGAGUGUUAGUGGAUAUUUUGUUUUUUGUUUACAGAUUAUUAUAAGCAUCGGCCUCAUGUUUUAUGUAGUACAUCGAGCCCAAGUGGAGUUGAAUGCAGCUAUUGUAGCUUGCGAAAUGGAACUAAAAACCUCUCUGGUUAAAGGCAGUCAACCAAAUACCAGCGGCUCUUCAUUCUACAACAAGAGGACCCUAGCAUUUUCUGGAGACUUCAGGAACAACAUUUUUGAGCUGAAUUGAUGGACUUGGAGUUUUGUUUCAGUCAGAAGCUACUCAUUUCAGAAUGAUGGUCAGUAUUACACUGUCAGGUGUUUAGAUUGGAUAUUGCUGAUUUCUGUUGUAAUAAAGUAUUUAAGGUAUAAUUUUUUGAAGGGUCACUGCAUAAAGCUGAAAAGUUAUUUUUUAAAAGUUCAAGUAUGGUGGCACACUCCUGUAAUCCCAGCAUUUGGGAGGCUGAGGCAGGAGGAUAGCUGUGGGUUCAAGGACAGUUUAGGUUACACGGUGAGUUCAGGGCUAUAACCUGGACUAUGUGGCAAGACCCUGUCUCUAAAACACAAAAUUAAGGGAGAGGAAUUCCUAUUCCACAGGCUAUUGAAGACUCAGAAGUUUAAAUGAACUAAUGUAUUGAACAUAAACUGUUACCUUAUUCCAUAACUAAGUUGUAAUCAUUGCUUCUGAACUGUAAAGAGAUUGCUACAAACUAUUUCUAAGGUGGCUAAAGAUUUAAACUAAGUAAUUCUAAAGGGGAGUA
Messenger RNA from Fukomys damarensis (Damara mole-rat), 1393 nucleotides. RefSeq names its product transmembrane protein 64 (gene Tmem64). The record is from RefSeq and is a predicted model, not a curated record. The transcript is spliced from 4 exons. The annotation marks the transcript as partial. NCBI's taxonomy places the organism in Eukaryota, Metazoa, Chordata, Mammalia, Rodentia, Bathyergidae.